CCAUUGAUGGAAGUGCAGUUUCCAUGUGUGAGCGCACACUUCACGGUACAGUAGCCCGGAGAUGACUGCGAGUCCCAUCUCCAGAGGCAGUUUUUCAGAUGUUGCUUCAGGACACUUAACAACAACAACAACAACAACAAAGGAUCUGCAAUAGGAGGUAUUUUAAAACGACAGCUCUUUUGUACACUCGCUAAAAUAUACUAUCUGUAAAUUAUAUAUUGUAAUCAUAAACUCUAACUGCGAUGUGGUUUGAAAUAAGCCACACAAACAAGAUAAGCAGUAAGUGUGCGCCUGUGGCCCUCAGCCCGCCCCUCGCGGUGCCGUAAUUAGAGGCUCAUUCCUUCAGUCAAGCUGCAACUGCGACUCUCAGCUCCAUCAAAUCCACUUCUUUUCCCAGUCUAGCUGCUUCUUCUUCAUCUUUUUUUAAGGAGCACUGCAGCUUUUUCACACAUCCCCGCGGAACAACCAGCAUCGGAAAGUCCACCUCGUCCACGUCUGUUUCUCUCCAGUUUUUGAUACUUUGAGUCUCACCUCUGUCAAUGGCUUUGCGCGUAGCGCUGCUCUUCUCUCUGUUCGGAGUUCUUCUUGGCCAAGGAGCAGAACAAAUCUCAAUGGAGGACUGCUGUAAAAAUGGGCAAAAGCAUGGCACCGAUCAUGAAGACUGUGCAUCCCUGCCCCUUAUCUCUGAGUCAACCACAUGCAGGAUAGUGCAGGAGCAGUGCUGUGUAACAGUGCUCGAGGAUAAAAUGUGCACCAAUGGUAUCAACAUUGCCAAAGACCAGGGGGCCUGCGAUUCUUUAUUCACCAACACCUGCGACACCAAGACUACAAAGAUGUGCUGUGACUGUUGUACUCUGGGUAAAACAGCCCAUGAGCUUGGCCUAUCCUGUGACCACAACCUAUCUGUUGGCCAUCAGUGCAAUCUGGUGUCCCGGGCCUGCUGUGUGGAAGGAGCCACAGCGCAUCAGAGAGAACUGCCUAACAAGGACGAGACAACUGAAAAUGGAGAUUCAGCAUUAAAUAAUCAGUGCAAUGGGAAGUGUGCUCAUCGCUGUGUGGGGAAUGACACUUGUGCCUGUUUCAAAGGCUAUAAACUCAAACCAGAUGGAAAGAGCUGUGAGGACAUCAACGAGUGUUUGGUGGGAGCCAGCAACUGUCGGGGAGGAGAGCGUUGCAUCAACACGGAGGGCUCGUUCCGUUGCCAGAGAGAAGUCAGCUGUGGAACAGGAUAUGAGCUCACUGACAGCAACAACUGCAAAGAUAUUGAUGAGUGUGAGACCGGUAUCCAUAACUGUGGACCGCAGUUUCAAUGCCAAAACACCCAGGGGUCGUUCCGUUGUCUGCCCAAAGUUCAGUGUGGAUCUGGCUUUAUCCAGGAUGCUCUUGGAAACUGUAUUGAUAUAAAUGAAUGUGUUAGCCAGACAGGUCCAUGCAACAGGGGGCAGAUCUGUGUCAACACAGUGGGCUCGUACACCUGCCAGAGGAACUCGGUUAACUGCGGUCGAGGAUACCACCUCAAUGAAGAGGGCACACGCUGCGUUGAUAUCGAUGAGUGUAAGACUACUGAAAACGUCUGUGGAGGUCAUGCGUGCCUCAACAUGUUGGGGUCUUACCGAUGUGAGUGUGAAGCUGGCUACAUGUUCAAUAGCAUCACUCGGCUUUGUGAAGAUGUCAAUGAAUGCAGGCAUUACCCUGGUCGUCUGUGUGCUCAUAAGUGUGAGAACACUUUGGGAUCCUACAAAUGUAGCUGCACUACAGGCUUCGCGUUAGCUGCUGACGGCAGAAAUUGUGAUGAUUUGAACGAGUGUGAGAGCACCCCAUGUAGUCAAGAGUGCGCCAAUGUGUACGGUUCCUACCAGUGUUACUGCCGCCGUGGCUACCAGCUUAGUGACCUAGAUGGCACUACUUGUGAAGAUAUAGAUGAAUGUGCCCUGCCCACCGGAGGUCACAUUUGCUCCUACCGCUGUCACAACACGCCUGGCAGUUUCCACUGUUCCUGCCCCGUCAAUGGCUACACCUUGGCGGUAAACGGGCGCAGCUGCCAGGAUAUUGAUGAAUGUGUGACAGGAAGCCAUACGUGCACAGAGAAUCAAAGCUGCUUCAAUGUACAGGGAGGAUUCAGAUGCCUGUCUUUCGAGUGUCCGAACAAUUACAGACGGGUCGGAGAGACAGCGGCGAGGCUUGAACGGUCUGAAGUUGUUCGCUGUGUAAAGUCCUGUCAGCCCAAUAACAUCGCCUGCGUUCUGGACCCCACGCACUCAGUGUCACACACCUUCAUUUCCCUGCCUACUUUCAGAGAACUACCAAGGCCUGAGGAGAUCGUCUUCCUGAGAACAACAGUGCCAGCCUACGGGUCCUAUAACUUCGGGAGUUACGAUGUCAAGUUUGACAUCCUGGAGGGCAACGUGGACAACGCCUUCGACAUCAUCAAGCGAGUGGAGAAUGGGCUGUAUGUGGGUAUUGUUCGCCAGGUGAAGCCUCUGAUUGGUCCAGCGAUGACAGUACUCAAGCUAUCUAUGCGCAACCUGACAAUUCAGGGCGACUCUGGCCAUAACAUCGUCAACGUCCAUGUGUUUGUCUCAGAGUUUUGGUUCUGAAAAUGUCAAGAUUUUACCAACAAUCACAAUAUAAGACAUCCAUUGUCAACACUGUACACAUUGGUUUUGUUAUAUCAAUGGACAUAUCAGUGUCGAGGUUUUAAUGUUAUGUGUUGACUAUGGAAUUGCUUUUGACUGUUGCUGAGAUGAAAUGCUCCUAGCUGCUUCUGAAAAGAGCAAUACACUUUGUUUUGAUGACAAGCUCAGCAUUAUGUGCACAAAUAUGAAGAAACUUUAUAUUUUAAAAAGACUUUUUUAAUUGAACGUGCAUGCAUUUGGAGAGGCCCUUAAAGGAUAUGGGGAUUACAUUCAGCCAUACUCUUUUCAUGAUGUUUAAGCCUCUGUUUUUAAAACACCUACCUUUCCUUUCCUACUGUGCACAAACUUUUUUAAAGGAAUAAACAUUAUUUUUUUUGUUACAGUA
Molecule: messenger RNA, 3021 nt
Organism: Pundamilia nyererei
Lineage: Eukaryota; Metazoa; Chordata; Actinopteri; Cichliformes; Cichlidae
Gene: fbln1
Product: fibulin 1
Exons: 17
Coding region: 540-2597 (685 amino acids)
Biological process (GO): extracellular matrix organization
Cellular component (GO): extracellular region
Molecular function (GO): peptidase activator activity; calcium ion binding
Source: RefSeq, a predicted model, not a curated record